AUGAGCGGCAGCCAGUUGAACGUCAUUUGCACGGCGUGGCCGGAGUUGGCACUGGACAGUCGCAUUUUGGAGGCGAUCAGGUGUGCUAAGUGGAAGUCGCCCACUCCUGUGCAGAGCGCCUGCAUCCCGCUGGCUUUAAAGGGGCGUGACUUGGCAAUUCAGUCUCGCACUGGCAGUGGCAAGACGGGUGCCUUCGUUAUCCCCAUCUUGCAACGCAUCAUCACUGAGGCGGAGCAGAUGCGCAACCGACGCAGUGCAAAAAAUCCUGUAGCCCUCAUCCUGCUGCCAUCCGUCGAACUAUGCGGGCAAACCGUUGAGGUGGUUAACGUCCUGGCAAAAUAUGUGCGACCGAGAAUUGUGGUGGACAACUUGACCUCCCGCGGAGCCGUUACAAGGGCCCGCGUAGCCUCCGCCCCUAUUCUUGUUACCACCGCCGCAUUGUUAGGCAAACACUGCCGCAGUGGAGCGGUAACCGCAGAAGACCUGGCCUCGCUUCGCUGCGUUGUCAUCGACGAGGUGGAUUUGGUCAUGUCGAUUGCCGAGGGUUCACUGCGCGCCGUGCAGUCCGUUUUACCGCCCUCGGUGCAGACGAUUCUUGCAUCCGCGACCUUGACAGAUGGGGUGGUGAACAUUAAAAGCCAGCUGCUCCACAGCCCUGUUACUGUCACGCUGAACACAGGAGACGAAGACGAGACGACCCCAUCCGAAGGCGAAAAGAUUGUUGUAGAGUCUCGUACCGUAACACGAGGAAUGAAUGCCGAGGAGAGGCUACAGCACUACUACCUUGUGGCCACUGAUGAGUGCCACCAGCACACACUGUUAUACGCGCUGUACCGUCUUGGUCACAUUAAAGGCAAGACCCUCAUCUUUGUGAACGAGGAGGAGACGACGUACAAAGUUCAAAGUUUUUUGGCUCAGUUGGGGGUUGAGGCGCUUGUCUACGAUUCUAACCUGCCGCUCAAUGUCCGUGUGGACACGCUUCAUCGCUUUCAGGUUGGGUCUGUCGGAACGCUGGUUUGCACCGACGGGACCUUGGAAAGUGUCGACGUCCUGCAGGACACUGUGCUGGGAACAACGGGGGAGCCCACGCUGACGCCCAGUAGGAAAGGGAAGAACGCGAAUGACAAAAAUGUGGGUGCGUUGCAACGGGGAAUUGACUUCUCAGACGUACGCAACGUCAUCCUCUUCGACGGCAUAGCGCAUCCAACGACUUCGGCCUUCUCUCGGUACACCCACCGCGUUGGGCGCGCCGGUAGGGCCGGUAAGAGCGGGAUGGCAAUCACACUGUUUUCGCGCCAGCAGGCUCAGAAGGUGACCCGGCAGCUGCGCGAGUACUUGCGGGCCACACAUGAUGCGUUUGAGCCUUUUAAGCAACUUCACCGGCAGGAGGCGGCAAAGCUUCAGUACCGAGUAGACAAUGUGCUCUUCACGAUUACGAGAUCGUUUACCCGCCGUCAACGCAUUUCCGCCGUGGCCGCCGAACUCACGCGCAGUGCCUACCUUAAAAGUCACAUAACUCAGAAGGAUGACACUGUGCUUCAGCGCAUUUUGUCCCGCUCCAAGAAGACGACCAGGUGUGACCCAGCUUUACUGGACGUCCCACAUUACAUGCACAUUGAGGGAGCGGACUCCGCAGAGAAUUACCGCAAACGUGUCCGUGCACGUACUUCAUCGAGAUCGUCAUCCGCUCCUCAGCAAGCAAGAACAAAAUCACGGGAUCCGCUCAGCCGCGUCGCCAGCGCCGUGAAGAUGGGGGUCGCAAAGAAGCGAAGGCUGUAA
Trypanosoma rangeli is the source of this 1779-nucleotide messenger RNA. Its product is annotated as ATP-dependent RNA helicase. The record is from RefSeq and is a predicted model, not a curated record. The transcript has a single exon. The coding region runs from base 1 to 1779 and encodes 592 amino acids. Lineage: Eukaryota; Euglenozoa; Kinetoplastea; Trypanosomatida; Trypanosomatidae. Gene Ontology annotation, molecular function: nucleic acid binding; ATP binding; RNA helicase activity. Gene Ontology annotation, cellular component: nucleolus.